Molecule: messenger RNA, 2108 nt
Organism: Engraulis encrasicolus (European anchovy)
Lineage: Eukaryota; Metazoa; Chordata; Actinopteri; Clupeiformes; Engraulidae
Gene: sil1
Product: SIL1 nucleotide exchange factor
Exons: 9
Coding region: 280-1662 (460 amino acids)
Source: RefSeq, a predicted model, not a curated record
CACAGAUACCGUGGCACUACCGCUGUACGCACAUCAUGGCACAUACCGUGUGCUUGUCAGGAAUUAUCAAGCCACCUAGGUUGAAGAACUAAUUAUUUAUUUUAUAUUAGGCUACUGGUGUACAAUGAUUUUUAAAGUACGCCUACAUGCAUAGGUAUAAUUUGUCUAUUGCUGUUACGCUAUUCUAUUACUGCAAGGGCAACUUGUAGGCUGUGUGAAGCUCUGCUGAUUUCUGACUUCCAUAAUUGAUUUUCUACUAAAGCACGAUCCAGAAACAAUAUGCCAUCGUUGCGUAGUUCUAGUUGUGGUAAGCCCUUACUGCUGGAAAUGGUCCUCCUGAUGACUCUUGGUAUAUUCGUCGCUGGCUUCACUGAGAAAUCACAUUCAGCUUUGUCAGUUGUGGAAGACUCAGGACCGGUCAGUGUUGACGACGAGGAAGCGCAUGUGGAAGAGUUAGACGAGGCGGAUUUGGACGUCUUCCAGCCCACCAGCCAAUGGCAGACUCUCAAGCCAGGUCAGGCGGUUCCAGCCGGGUCCCACGUCAGGCUGAACCUUCAGACCGGCCAGAGAGAGGCGAAGCUGGGAGAGGAGCAGCAGGCCAGGUACCUCAGGGAGGGGCAGAGGGUGGUGAACACUGAGGCCCCGUCCUUUACUGCGGAGGAGCUCAAGGAAGCGUUGAAGAUGUUCAAAGAAGGAGUGGAAGAUCCCAGGGACACGCAGGCACAGCAAGAUGAGGACCUGAAGGCUCGCUUUCGACCCCUGGGGGAGUUAAAGAAAGAUCUGGAGGCGCUGAACAUGGUGGUGGAGACUGAUGUUCAAAUCAUGCGGCGGCUCAUCGACCAGUUCAACAGCUCCAACGCUACUGUGGCUCAGAGGGUGAAAGCACUUUUGGAACUCGAAUACCUCGUGCACCAGGUGGACAAUGCACAGAACCUGGUGUCCAUGGGAGGAAUGACACUGGUGAUUAAUUGUCUAAAUGGUUCAGAUGUAGAACUGCGAGAGAUUGCUGCAUUUGUGCUAGGCUCGGCUGUCUCUAGUAACCCGUCGGUGCAGGUGGAGGCUGUUGGGGGUGGAGCACUACAGAAGCUGCUGACCAUACUGGCUAUUCCUCACCCCAUACCAGUCAAGAAGAAGGCGCUGUUUGCCGUCGCCGCGCUGCUGCGUAACUUCCCGCAUGCACAAAUCCGUUUCCUGAAACUUGGUGGAAUGCAGGUGCUUGCAGACCUCUUCCAGACAGCCGGCGGAGAAGGCCUUCGCAUAAAGAUCAUCACACUCAUCUAUGACAUGAUCGUUGAGAAGGAGCUCAUGUUGCAAAGUGGUUUGGACCAGAUUCCCGACUCCUCCCAUCAGGAGCGCGUGCGCCAGUACUCGCAGGUGACGCUGCUGCCCGUCCUGGCGGAGCAGGGCUGGUGCCAGCUGGUGCCCGAGGUGCUGGCCGCUGUGGACCACGACUGGAGGGAGAAGGUUCUGAGGACCCUGCUGGCCAUGAUGCCACGUUGCCAGGAGGAGUUCCGGCUGAACCGCGCCCUGGGUCACUCCCUGGGGGACCUCCAGAGGCAGUACCAGGAGCUGGCUGACAACGAGCGCGAACUGGGAGAGGAGGAAGGCUACUUUGGGGAAAUCCUGACGCUAGUGGACACUGUCAUGCUGAAAGUACGAUGACCCCCCUAAUAAAGCGGGAAAAGUGGUUGUUGACAUUGAUUGACAUCAUUUGGACCUUGCGGCCAUAGUUGCCAUGCUUUUGUUUCAGAAUAAGCUUCUGGGAAGUUUUACACAUUCUUUACACAUACCCUGGGACAACAGUGAAGACCUUUGCCUUUAGUUGUGUCUUUCGUAAAAACACAAACGGAGGUUUUUCCUUUGAAAAUGAAUCUUUCCAGAAGCUUCAGCAAAAGACUUGAGACUUGAAUGUUUUUUUUUUCUUACCUUGACACUGCUGUGCACAGCCUUAACUUAUUCAUGCCAGCCCUUGGCAGUAUGUUUAUGUGGAUUUGGCGAUGGUGUGAAAGAAGAUUUUGGAAAACGGAGGGAAGACAAAUGUUUGUUUAUCAAAAUACCUGGCUAUGUGUAAACAGCGUAUUAGAUCGUUCUAUCCAUUGCAUGGCAAA